Molecule: messenger RNA, 1768 nt
Organism: Etheostoma cragini (Arkansas darter)
Lineage: Eukaryota; Metazoa; Chordata; Actinopteri; Perciformes; Percidae
Gene: hnrnpca
Product: heterogeneous nuclear ribonucleoprotein C
Exons: 9
Coding region: 333-1289 (318 amino acids)
Cellular component (GO): nucleus
Molecular function (GO): RNA binding
Source: RefSeq, a predicted model, not a curated record
UCCAAUGCGUUAUCCACAUCCGACCCCGCUCCCUCUGACUGCUCCGUGAUACAAAACCAGCACCCCUGUCCAGUACUGCGCCAUCGCCAGUGACGUUAGCCCGGUGGUUAGAAGCUAGCCCACUGCUCAGGGCAUUAGUACCCCUGAAUCGCUUGUGCUCAAAAAAGGACGAUCUAAAGUAACAUAUUUGACCAAUUUUACCGAAAGCAAGACAUUUUACUCGUAAAGGUCGCGUAUAAUUCGCGAAGGGCGAAGGUCGAGACACCAGCCCAAACUGAGCCCAGCCCACAGUGUCAAACAUCAGACAGACGACAGCCCCGCACACAGACGCUAUGGAUCGUUCACCCACCACAGCCAGCCUGAUGGCCGCCAGCAAUGUCACCAACAAGACGGACCCGCGCUCCCUCAACUCCCGGGUCUUCAUCGGCAACCUCAAUACCCUGCUGGUCACCAAGGGCGACGUCGAGGCCAUCUUCUCCAAAUACGGCAAGAUCGUGGGCUGCUCCAUCCACAAAGGCUACGCCUUCGUCCAGUUCGCCAACGAGAGGAACGCCCGAUCUGCCGUUGACGGAGAGGACGGGAGGAUGAUUGUCGGACAAGUGCUUGACAUCAACCUGGCCGGAGAACCCAAACCACACAGGUCAAAAACAGGCAAACGCUCGGCUGGAGACAUGUACAGCAGUUCCUCAUUUGAACUCGACUAUGACUUUCAGAGAGAUUAUUAUGACCGAAUGUACUCGUACCCGUCCCGUGUGCCGGCCCCCCCUCCCCCCCCCUUGUCCCGGGCCGUGAUCCCGUCCAAGCGGCCGCGUGUCAGCCUGAGCGGAGGAAGCAGCCGGCGAACCAAGAGCAGCUUCACCUCUUCCUCCAAGAGGACUUCCUCCUCCAGAACCAUGAAAGUGGACGAGCUGCAGGCCAUCAAGCGGGAGUUGACCCAAAUCAAAAGCAAGGUGGACGACCUGCUGGAUAGCCUGGAGCGCAUGGAGAAGGACCACAGCAAGAAGUCAGAAGCUAAGAGCGUAAAAACGGAGCCAGGCGAGGUGACUUCACCUCCGCACCCAAGCAACAAGGAUGACGGGUCAAAGAGAGAGAGGGAGAGCCAGGUGAUCAACGACUCGGACGAGGACGAAGAGGACGAGGGAGACCUGCUGGAGGAGGAAGAGGAAGAGAUGAAGAGUCAAGAAAGGGAGGACGACAUGGACGAUGAGGAGGAGGAGGAGGAGGAGGAAGGCGAACACGUGGAAGGUGACGACGAUGGCGACAGUGUCAACGGCGAAGAGGUCUUGUAGGCAUGGACCGCACCGGCCACGCAUGCAAUAUACGCACAGCUUCCAUUAGGAACUCGGACUCCUGUUUUAACUCAUGUUGUAGAUACAUAAACACACACACGCAUGGUGCACACACACACACAUUGUUGUCCCAAAAGCCCAUUUGUGUUUGUUAUUUUGACCUGUUGUCCAGUGUUGCUGUACCAGGAAUAACUAGCUGUAGGUUUGGGUUUGUACUGCGUCGUUACUCAUCUUCACAAGGACACGGAAACAUGGACUUUUAUUGUUCUCAGAGACAACAGCUCGGCGGACAUGUCUUAACAUGAGGACGGACACCCAGCUACAAAAGACCAUUUUUAGGUUCAUUGUGUUUGUAUUUCCUCUCAUUCGUGAGUUUGUUUGACCUUGUGUGUCUGUAUGUUAAUGUCCGUUUUUUUUAUACUACUCAGUUUCAGUUUAACUGUAAAGAAAUAAAUUGCAAUAAAAUAUUAAAAUGGAAA